CUGAUAAUUGUAUGGUUUACUGCUGUGAAGCUUGAAAAAUUGGUCAAAAGAUAUAUAUGUUUUUAAUUUGCUCUAUUUACCCUCUAGCAAGAAAUUAUUUUUAAAAAAAUAUUCCUAUAUUCACGACAAUUGAUUUCCUUCAUAUGACACAUGCAAGUUUUCUAUCUUUAUUGACUGUAGAUUAGUUUCUUCCAAUUUCAUGGAAAGUUUAUUUAAGAAAAAGAUAAAAUACCAAAAUGCUGCGUGGCUUUCCUUUAACCAUUUGAAUCCCACAGUUCAAAAAACUUGGUUAUAUUUAGGGAGGUGUGAUUAUAAUGGAAUGCGGAUUUCAAUUUUUCUUAGAAGAAAAAAUAGAAUGGAAGGCACGCUGAGUGCUUAAUACUGUUUCACUGUUGUGUUUCUAUACAUUUUGGCUCUGUCGUCCAUGAUUGCGGUUGGCUAAACCUAUUAGGUUAAUUACUCCCUGCGUAAAUACAUUCUAGAGCAUUCUUUUCGUUAACCAAGCUUACAUCUUUCCAAAUUUAACUUUAUGCUAGAGCCAGUUUUGGGUCAUGGUUAGGUGACACUGAUAUAUGAGUAGGUGACGCUUCGCAAAUAAUAAAGUAAAGAAACUGCAUGAGAUAAGUGUUUUUGUGAUAUCCCAGCUUUUGCCAAUCCUAUCAAUUCCUCAAUACCUAAAAAUCAAUAUUUUGGUUGCUUCGAUUUAGUCAGAAAACAUCUCGGAUUACUAAAGACUUCUGUAAUUGGUUUUUCUAUGCAGACUUAAGUGUUUUUCGUAAGAUCGCACUACCAAAGCAGCAGUGAUACGCCACCACUUUGUCUCCAAAUCAUACAAAAAGCAACUGGUAUCUCGUCUGAAAAUCUCAGCCAUCUCUGCUUUAUCAGGACUGUUUCCGUUCCCAGGCAAUCCAUUCACGUCUCUUUUUCAUUUAACUCUAAAACACCUUUGUUCUUUACACUGUUAUGACGGAAAAGCUGGGUGUCUUAUGUGAUAAACAAAUUUGUAACUGCUGUUUCGACAUCGUUAGUAACUGCUGUUUUUACCUCGUUUUGACACCGACUUUGAGAGAAAACACUUUUGUCUUGAUAACAUUCAAUACUAGUUUCUUUUGGAAUUGUGUGAGUUUUUGCAGUUUCCAAAUUUUUGAAGGUGAUUUAUUAUGGCUCCGUUCGGGAAGUCUUAAUUGAAUAACUUAAUCAAAUAUAAUUUCAAAUUCCCUCGUUUCCGACAUCUCGAUAUGAAUCAGUCCCAAAAUACACCGAAGGCCGACAGACAAGACCUUUUCCAUAUUGCUUUAUUUCUACUGACGUUGUCAACUUCAGCUCUUAAUUAUAAUUGAAUUAUACCCGUUUAACUUCGAUAUGUAUAGUCCGUGUACGAAAAUAGCGCAUUGUUAAAAUUUGAUACCGAUUGCAAUGGGAUUGAAUAAAAGAAAGAAAAAAAGAAUGAAAUUUAUGAAAGGGAAGGAAGUGAAAGGAAAAAGAGAAGAACCGCGCGGUUACCAAGCCCUCAACACAUGACGUAACCUUCACUCUAAAAUAUGUCAACAUUGUUGUGUUUUCACAAUUUUGGUUCAAACAAUACGUUAUAUUUACUUUCUUAUUUCAUUUCUGAGCGGUCUUGCGGCUUGUAUACUACUGGACAUUAAUUCGGUGCCUUGGAGGUCGAAACAGAUCCAUUUAAUCGAGUUUACAGCGCCGUAUUUACGAGAAAUGUGAAGACUUAACUGACCUUUAUUCUCUAUACCGACAACACUGAUGGCCCAGUAUUUAUGACACAUUGACUUCCGAUAUUCUUCAUCUGUGUUUGUCUUUGCUAUGUUAUCGAAGAAUGUGCCAAACCUUUUAAAAGGAAGGGAACAAAGUGAAAGGAUUAACAGAACAAUCCAGAGAAAAUUACAGGUUUAUGGGCAACUCGUACAGCGACUUGGUUUGGAGACAGAACUUCGGGGCCAUGAAGGAUGUGUUAACUGCUUGCAAUGGAACACUAGUGGCAGUGUCCUAGCUUCGGGCUCUGAUGAUCUUCAUGUAAUAUUAUGGGAUCCGUUCAAGCGCAAAAUAAGGCAUAAAAUAAGCACAGGACAUAGUGCAAACAUUUUCUCUGUAAAGUUCAUGCCCAAUACUGGUGAUGAGGUUCUGGUCACAGGUGCUGGUGAUUUCCAUGUCUGUGUUCAUUCUGUACCACAGCAUGAUACAAUCCAAACAUUUAAAUGUCAUACAAUGCGAGUCAAGCGUCUUGCGUCAAGUCCUGAUGCUCCGCAUUUGAUUUGGAGUGCUUCGGAAGAUGGCACAAUAAGGCAAUUUGACUUACGUGAAUCUCACAUUUGCCAUGCAAAUGAGAACUGCAAAAAUAUCCUCAUUGACCUCACUCUUCACGUUGGCUCUUGUGAGAUAAAAUGUAUCGAAGUAAAUCCUUGUCAAUCUGAGCUGCUAGCCGUAGGCUGCAGUGAUCCGUACGUUCGAAUGUACGAUAGACGCAUGCUCAGAAAACAUUGCUUAACCUCCGACUCAGGGGUGAGCCAUUGUUGCAUUGAAACUUGCCCAAGCAGCAUAGCCACCUUACCAAACGGCUGUGCCAGGUAUUUCACCCCAGGCCAUCUCCCUUGUACAACACGCCGUGGAAAACGAAGGUCUGUUGUUUCAACUUAUCUCACAUUCAGCCCAAAUGGCCAGGAGCUUCUGGUCAACUUAGGCGGGGAGCAAUUAUACUUGUUUGAUAUCCGAAGACAGCGUCCGCCUCUCACCUACACACCAGACUCUUUCAGUAGCGACAAUUCUUGUAGCAUAUCUAAGAACGGUUUCGUUCACCAUAAAUCAAGUGUUGGUGCCGAAGAGGAAAUGGUGGGUGGUAAUGCCACCUUAAGUAAGACUAAACUGAGUGGCACUAAUGGUUUUACAAAGACAAAUGAUCAGACUAAUAAAACGUCAGAAAAGACUGGAGGUCUUGCAGGAAAAUCCACAGAACUCUCUGGAAAAGCAUUGGAGUUGAAGUUCAGAGCAAAUACAGAAUAUGAAAAUAAGAAUUAUUGGGGAGCGAUAAAUCUGUACAACCAAGCUCUCAUUCUGUCGCCAGAUUCUGCUGUUCUCUACGCUAACAGAGCUGCGGCAUUCCUGAAGCGAGGAUGGUAUGGUGAUGUGUAUUCAGCUCUUCGUGACUGCGAGCACGCUCUAACUCUGGAUUUGGCCAGCUCAAAAGCGGCCUACAGACAGGCUCGCUGCUUGUUUGAACUCGAAUGGUUUCCGGAGGCCGAAGCAUGCCUGAAACGAUUCAUAUCUCGUUUUCCAGACGAAUGCAAUUCGAAACUAGUAAAAUGUCUCGAAAGAGAUAUUAAAGCAGCAUUGUUUUCGCAAACUGAAGAUGGUAAUGGAAAAUCUUCGAACCGUGACAGAUCAAGAAGACAUGAGACUUACUCCGGCACGCUACUGGGAUCGCUAAAGAGGAUCAAUGAUUCUGAACGGGAGUUGAGAACUACAUCCAACGAUUACAAAUCGAGAUUUUGUGGCCAUUGCAACACCACAACUGAUAUAAAAGAGGCGAAUUUUUUUGGUGCAAAUGGAGAGUAUAUUGUCGCUGGUAGCGAUGAUGGCUCGUUUUUUGUUUGGGAGAAAUCAACUGCGAACUUAUUGAGGAUUUUGAAAGGGGAUGAAUCAAUAGUUAACUGCUUGCAACCGCAUCCUAGCGGCUGUAUUCUAGCAACCAGUGGUAUCGACCCGGUUGUUCGUUUGUGGAGCCCUCAGGCCGAGCAUUCAGAUGAGUCUGGUGAUGAGCGACGUGUACCAGAUAACGAAUUCGCACAGGUCGCCAAAGAUAAUCAAAGACGAAUGAAGACUGAUCCUUUCGAAGUGAUGAUGAUGAAUUUGGGAUACACGGUGACAAGAGAGCGAACGGAUGGUGAUGAUAGCGAUGGGGAAUAUGGGAGUGUAACCUCCCCGAAUUGUCAUGCUAGUUAGACCGGUGGUUGGAACCAACAGAGGCCAAUCAAGAGUGAUGUUAGUUAAGGUCUGUUCACACGAUCCAAUUUUGUUGUUACUUCUGGUGGAUGUUUUAUAGUCUGUUGUCAUGUAAUGUAUAUGAGCAGCAAAUCCACUGAAGCCAAUGCACUACGGCUUCAUCAAUAACCGACUAUAUUUCAUACGUCAGAAGUGAAUUAGAUCCAACAAAAUUGGAUCGUGUGAACAGACCUCUUUAGGCACUGACGAAGCGACUCCGGGCCAUUUGUUCAGUUCCAAAAUCCUGCCUUAUCUUAUAUUAAAGGCCAUUAAUGCAAUAUGUCAUUCCAGAUUUUUUAUCUGGGUCAGUAUAGUCCAUCCCCUCGAUGGGUUUUUUUGGGGGCAUUCCUAAUCUAAAACUGUGGGUUAGAACUAUCACAGGAUUAGCGCUCAACUAGCAAAUCACAGCGCGUUAAUCGGGCUUCGAGAUUUGUGGAUUAAAAUUUCACAGCGAGAAUAAGUAUGCUAAAACUUGUAAUUGCUAUGUUCCAGCCACCUACUGGAUAUAUAGCUAACCUAGAAUUAUAAUUUAUUGUAUAGUAAAAUAUAUUGGAAAUUUGAAAUGCAAAAUAUAUAAUGUAUUCGAUAUAUUAUGAUGAAGAAGUUUCGGGUAUUUCACUAGUUCUCCAUUAUUAACGUAAAAAUGAAUGAAAGUUCAUUCUGUCAGUUGUGACAGAAUGACAAAAUCAGGUG
Dendronephthya gigantea is the source of this 4683-nucleotide messenger RNA. RefSeq names its product WD and tetratricopeptide repeats protein 1-like. The transcript has 8 exons. Lineage: Eukaryota; Metazoa; Cnidaria; Anthozoa; Malacalcyonacea; Nephtheidae. Gene Ontology annotation, cellular component: cytoplasm; Cul4-RING E3 ubiquitin ligase complex. The coding region runs from base 1819 to 3951 and encodes 710 amino acids. The record is from RefSeq and is a predicted model, not a curated record. Gene Ontology annotation, biological process: negative regulation of fatty acid biosynthetic process. Gene Ontology annotation, molecular function: protein binding.